Messenger RNA from Saccoglossus kowalevskii, 3332 nucleotides. RefSeq lists its product as uncharacterized. Gene Ontology annotation, biological process: regulation of transcription by RNA polymerase II. The record is from RefSeq and is a predicted model, not a curated record. Gene Ontology annotation, molecular function: RNA polymerase II cis-regulatory region sequence-specific DNA binding; DNA-binding transcription factor activity, RNA polymerase II-specific. Lineage: Eukaryota; Metazoa; Hemichordata; Enteropneusta; Harrimaniidae.
AAUUCAUACCAUGAGCAUCAGAAGAACGCUCAGAGUAGAGAUUUUGUCAGCCUUCCCUGUUUCAUUGUCUUUAUUCGUUCUCCGGUAAAGUGCAUGGAGUGUCUACCUCUCUCACCACCACAAACGCCACCAGAAGCCGUUUACGUGGAAGAAGUAAUCACAGAGUGUUCGGAGACAAUGAGUCCGAAAUGCACUAGAAUGGACAAAUCUGAUAUUGACGCAGUGGAAACACUGUUAUCGAUGAGUAAGUGGUCUCCACAGCGUCAGGAUGGGUCUUUGUCGCCAAGUAGUUUGUAUCGAGGAUCGCCGGAGCUUAAUGCGCCACCUUCUCCAUAUUCACAAGAUGAUGAAGACAGCAUGGACUCUUUUCCACCCCCGCCGAUGAUCGUCAAGCCCAAAAGUGUUUUCACAUCAAGUGCCAAUAUCCCUGAGUCUCCGCCAAUGACUCCCCCACCAACGAAACUGCAACACACAUUGAUGCUACCCGGAACAGUACCAGUUGUACCGUCAUUGACUGUCUGCCAUACUGGUAUCAGCGGGUACACAACUGUCAUGACGUCAUCACACAAAAACGGCUCACUAACUUUUGGAAGUGGCACAAUGUCAAUUCCACCUAAAGGUAGUGCUGUCUGCAAUGUUGUGUCAACGACUUCGGCGGUACCGUCAGUGAUUUCACCAGUGUUGAAACUACCACUGCCGUCUCUGAAAACAGUUUCAUCUCAGACGUCUUCUUCGCUUUCAUUACCAAGUACGCCAAAAUUCAUUUCAGAUGUCACACAUUCAGGACUCGCCGCAAAAGCGGCUCACGUUUCUGUCAUCAGUCGAAUACAAAAAUCAGCACGUGUGACAGUGUCCAGUACACAGUCUACUAAACUUACGAACAAUACAACGCCAAGUACAAGGACUAAGCAGAAUACUUGUGUGCGGACAAAUGUACCUCAAGCAAUCAUGCCCAAAGUGACAUCACCUGCCAACAUUACACAGGUAUCGAUGGCGCAACCAAUCGUUGCUGUGCCUCAUUCGUCAAGAGUAAGUAUGAUACCCGUUACUGCCACGCAGGGUAUGCAAGUCAUUACACAGCCAAAAGGAGUAAAUGUUGUCUCAUUAGGACAGGUUGGGCCUGCUGUGAAUGCAAACGCACAAGUUGCCAACCAGACCAAUCCAGUCUUUAUGGCUGGUACAUUAGUACCACCCGGAACUUUAAUGUUGAUUAUGAACCAGACCAAACAAGAAACAAACUCUCCUGUCCAAAUCGCACCUGUUGGGGGAUUGCCACACGUCGUACAGUCACAGAAGCAAGCUGUGCAGAUGCCAGUCCAGGAAUUCAGUCGACGCCGAAGCCACAUAUGUACUUAUACUAACUGUGGGAAAACAUAUUUCAAGAGUUCACAUUUAAAGGCUCACAUGAGAACCCAUACAGGUGAAAAACCUUUCAAGUGCACCUGGAAUGAAUGCGAAAAGACUUUCGCCAGAUCGGAUGAACUUUCACGUCACAAGCGAACGCACACAGGAGAGAAAAAGUUUGUUUGUCCGAUGUGUGAACGCCGUUUUAUGCGUAGUGAUCACUUGACGAAGCAUGCCCGCCGUCACAUGACUACCAAGAAGGUUCCCAAUUGGCAGCUGGAAGUGAAUAAACUAACAGAGAUGGUUUCCUCGAACCCGACCUCUAUUGUGCCGACUUCACAGUGCUUUGUUAGUCUGAAUCAAUAGGCUGGCUACUUGUAAAAACUAGACUCCUUAUUUAUUUGUAUAGUCACAAAACUCUUUACACUCUGGUAUGGACGCAUUGAUUUUAUUUGAUAAUUAUACAUCCAAAUUAAGUGAAAUCAAGACAUUCUGCUUAUAAAACAAUAAGACCUAAAAAUUAACAUUUCAACAUUUUGUUGGGAGACGGGUUCCCCAGUUGCUUAGCUUACCAUGUGUUAGAAAAUGAGUUGGAGUCAAUCAAAUAGAUCAUUUCUAGUCUAGGAAUAUGCAGUUUUAGGCAGAUAUAUUGCUAUACUAGCUUCAGUUUUGUAGGCAUCCACUCUUACCAAAAUUUUUGUAAAAUAUAGACAAACAUUCCACCAUUGACGCACAGUGAAUAUUUAUAACAUUUUUGUAUUUAUGCAUACGUUUGUAAGAAAUUUCAAGGCUUGUGUAAAACUUGAUGUUAUAAAAUUGAUGAUCCCUCUCCCCUUUCUGUUGUGAGCAUGCUCAAUAAUGCAUCAACUAUGUAAUGUGCACGCUGAAACUUAAAUUGUAAGCAUAGCCACUUCUAUAGUUUCAACAUUUCUGUGUAAAUAACAUUGUUUUGCUUCAAUGCAUACCGUACGUAGUAACUUAUAUUUUCUUAAGUUUUUACUGAUUUUAGAAUAAUUUCAUAAUGAUUUUACCCAGCAUGCAUUGACUUGUAAACUUGGGGGGGGGGGGGAAUGCAUAUUUAAGUAAUUACACAAAAUGAAGUUAUCAAUCACUGUAAGAUCAAGCUAUUUACAUUUCUCAAACAGCAGAGCACCUCUCGCCGAACUUUUAUUACUCUCAUUUGUUAAAAAAAUUUCUAUGACCUUUGGUCGCUAGUUUUAUAGUGGACGAUGAAGCUGAGGAAGCGCACAACAGGCUUUUCAUUAUGAUUCCAUCGUUUUAGAGAAAGAAAAAGAGGAACUUGCAUAUCAUAUUCAGUAUUCAGCAAAACUAGUUAGGUGUUUUCGAAUGAAGAGCCUGCCUUGGUAACCAUAGUUUUUUUUUUUGGUUGAUAAACUAGGUUUUCUGUACAGUGCAACUUUUUUGUAUAUAUAUAAUAUAAUAUCUACAUAUUCUAUAAAUUUGGUCACAUUUCAUUUUAGAAAUUGUAUUGUCUAUUACUUUGUUAUAUAUAAAAAGAUAAAUUUUAUAUAUGUAAAAAAUUUGUUAAGAUGUUGGUCCUCGCUCUGCAUUCUGUUCGAUGUAAAAUACUCUGUUUGCUUACACAAAAUUCAAACAAAUGCUGAGAGACGACCAACGUUCUUUAGUGAAGAAGCAUGAAAUUAUCAUGAUGCAUUCUGUAUUAUAAUUUUAAUAAAAUGAUGUAUUUGGUAUGCUCCUUGAUAAGUAUGGUUUGGUCAAUUUCUGUGGAUUGACCAUACCACUUUCAUCAAAUAAUAGGGGUGUGGAGGGGCGAUAAUUCAAAGCGUCGAUAUUCAGCAUAAAUAUAGUACCGAUAUAAGAAACUUAGUCGAUUGUACGAGAGUCUGUUUUGUUUACGUCCAUUUCUAUGCAUGUUGCUUUUGUAACCUUAUUUUGUACAUUGUAAAAUGGAAUAUUUAUAUUGUUUUUUUCACUAUGUGUAUGAAAAUAAAACAUAUCAACACAGA